Messenger RNA from Capra hircus (goat), 868 nucleotides. RefSeq names its product interleukin 32 (gene IL32). Gene Ontology annotation, biological process: immune response. Bases 115 to 624 code for a protein of 169 amino acids. The record is from RefSeq and is a predicted model, not a curated record. Lineage: Eukaryota; Metazoa; Chordata; Mammalia; Artiodactyla; Bovidae. The transcript has 7 exons.
CUGCCCUUAAGUCACCGACUCUCAGGGACGCUGAGUCUGGACUGCUCAGCAGUGGCCUGCUAGCUGGGGCUCUGCCGCAGGGUCUCAGCGGCAGAACCAGAGCCCUGGAGCAGCAUGGCUUCCGCUAGGGGCUUCGAUGAUUCCAUCAAUUCCCUCAAAACCGAAAUGUUUCAACUUGUGGAAUUGUUUUGUGAAAACCUUCCAAAGAAAUCUGAAGAAGAGGUCUGCUCGGAUCUUAUUGUAAUGGAGAGCAUAUGCAGUGCAGAUAUGGCUGACGCCGUGGAUGCUCAAGUUAACAACUCCAAAUCCUGUCCCUUGCUUCGUGAAACACAGCAAGAGUUGCGUCGCAGAGUCUGUGAGCCCUCUGGCUCCUACAGUCUCCCAGGCCCGAACCAGCCCUUUGACUCCUCCACUUCAAGGAAUUGGUACGACCGGAUACUUGAGCUAUUUGAAGAGUUCCUGCAGCGACUGCAGCAGAAGUUUCGGAAAGCCCUGGACUGGCUUAAGCAGAUAGCGGCUGCCUGCCUACAGGGCUUGCGCAGAGCGGCUGAGGCCGUCUGGAGAGUGUUGAAGGGUUUUUGCUCCUCUCUGGAGCAGCUCUUCAAGAGCCUCAUCCAGGUCUAGAAGCCCCAAAGGGUCCCCAGGGAGCUUGGCCUCAUCUAGAAGCCUCGAUUUUCCCUUCUCACAGGGCAUCUUCUGAUUCAUCCUGUACAAUUCUGCUCACCUUUGACCCAUCCUCGCAGCCUGCCUCACCCCCUCCCCUUCAGGGAGGGCACCACCCAGCCCAUCUAAGUCUCUCUGCCUGGAUUUUCCUGCACCAUGUCUGACCUGCCUGUCACUGUAGUGCUGAUGUCCUAAUAAAAGUCAG